AUGCUUCCUAUAGUGAUUCUCGUCAUCGGCUUUGGUUCCAGUGUUUUGGCCGAUGAUGGAGUUCCCUGGCUAGCCUACUAUGAUGAAAUCUGUUCGAUCGAGUACAACGCUUUAUCCCGAUGCUUGCACGAGGCUCAAUCGGGAUCCGAGUGUCCGCAUGGAUGGACGCUUUUCCCAAAGACUGAAGCUUGUUACUAUAUGCUCCCUGACGGUGCCUACGGUUUUCUCGAAGCCGAGGCGGCGUGCUCUGUUUUCGGCGCUCAUCUCACGUCGAUCCACUCGAGAACUGAGAACCGAUUUGCGUCAAUGCUAAUGGAGGUGCCCUACUUGAAGAGUUGGCAAGAUUUGGCGUGGAUCGGAUUGAAGAUCGAUAACAUGACAAUGUCUUGGACUGACGGUUCCCCGCUAUCCUUCCAGAAUUUCCUCGACGGAGAACCGAACCCGGGCCCCGGGAUUUAUGGAGUCUUGAUGUACGCAAAUCCGAUUCAACACGAUGCCCCGGAGACUCUGCGAAAAUGGGAUGACAUUAAGGGCCCAACCACUCUUCGUAGUGGGCUCUGCAAAAAGGUGCUUCCAGCUAAAAUU
Messenger RNA from Mesorhabditis belari, 585 nucleotides. The record is from the annotation of a GenBank genome assembly. Lineage: Eukaryota; Metazoa; Nematoda; Chromadorea; Rhabditida; Rhabditidae.